AGACCAUCAAACCAGUUUGGGGAGUGUGUCUAAUUCAUAAAAAUACAUAGCCUGUGGAGUUUAGGAUCACAACACAAAUGUGGAAGUCGUUUUAGUUGUUUUUUCUUUUUCUUUUUCUUUUUCUGUUCAGUGAGCAUUGUCGCACAGAUUUGAAUAUAAUGUUACUGUGGAUGUAAAAGACACCUGUAAGAUCUAUCAGCUGCUACACUUGAAGAAGACACUGUAUUCACAAGAUUAUAUCGCUUCAGUAAACUCUGUCUUGAUACACCCAUUUAUACAAGAAGAGAGGUCAUUAUUCAACAGAUCAUAGCAGAAGGAAAACAAUGGAUCAAAAAGAAUGGCUGAAGAUUUUCUUGGGGAUUUCAGUUUUUAUGAUAGUGGCACUCAUUGUGGCACUCAUUCUGGUACUCAUUCUGCCACUCAAUCUGCCACUCUCUGUAACAUCCUCUGAUAAAUGCUAUACUAAAGCAGCAGUGGCAGCAGAUGCUAUGACUUGCUCUGAGAUUGGGAGGGACAUAUUGAAGCGUAAUGGUUCAGUAGUUGAUGCUGCUAUUGCUGCUCUUCUGUGUGUGAGUCUGUUUAAUCCCCAUAGCAUGGGAAUCGGAGGAGGAGUGGUUUUCACAAUUUACAAUGCAUCAACAGGAAAGAUGGAGAUCAUUAAUGCCAGAGAAACUGCUCCAGAGAAUGCAUCAGAGAACAUGUUUGGCAAUGGCACUGAGAAAGCAAAAAAAGGGUUGUUCAUAGGUGUACCAGGAGAACUUCGUGGUUAUCAGGAGGCACACAACAGACACGGGAGGCUGCAUUGGAAGGAGUUAUUUGAGCCCAGUAUAAACCUGUCAAAGGAGGGUAUUCCGAUUGGCAAAGCCUUGGCCAGAGCCAUUAAACAGAAUGAGAACACAAUUCUGAAUAAUGCAGCAUUGUGUAAAGUGUUUUGCAGCUCAAACAAGGCCAUCUUGAAGGAAAAUGAUAACAUAACAUUUCCCAAUCUAAGUCUGACCUAUAAGAAGAUAGCAGAAGCAGACAAUAAGGCAGAUGUCUUUUACAAUGGGUUAUUGACUCAGACUAUAGUGGAUGAUAUCAAGGCUGCAGGAGGGAUUAUAACACGUGAUGACCUGAAGAAUUAUAAGGUGGAGGUGAAGGAGUAUGCAUUAAACUUUACUGUGGGGAAAUACAUAUUUCAUGCUCCUGGUGCUCCAUUUGGUGGACCUGUGCUCGCUCUGAUGCUCAACACACUCAAAGGUUACAACUUGUCAAGCAGCAGUGUGUCCACAAUAGACAAGAAGAUUUUGACCUAUCAUCGCAUGAUAGAGACAUUUCGCUUCGCCGAUGUCCAAAAACAAAAACUGGGAGACCCACGUUAUGAAAAUAUCAAAGAGCUUGUCAAAAAUAUAACCUCAGACAGCUUUGCAAAUUACAUCAGGAAUAAGAUUAAUGAUGACAUCAAACAAAACACAUACAACUACAAGUAUGAUCAUUACAUGGAUAAGGACCAUGGGACAUCUCAUCUGUCCAUCAUCGCAGAAGAUGGGAGUGCAGUGGCAGUCACCAGCAGUAUCAAUGACUAAUGUAGCAUCGUCUGAUUCGCAACCUCAUUCCAAAGAUGACUUGGAGGGUCAGUGUGUAAGAUACUCAUUGUGGAUAUUGACUUAUGAAUCUUUUUAUUGUUUAUAUUUAGUAUUUACUAGUUACAUCUAUUUUAACAGAACCAGAUUAGAUCCAGAUUUAAAAAAAAAAAAAAAAAAAAAAAAACUAUUUGAGUCAUGGUAUUUGUUAUCUACAGAGCCAGGUUCCUCAAUCCAGCAAAUGCAUGAAAGUAGUCCAGCAUCAGUUAGUAAAAGUCCAAGUGAAGAAGCUGAAAGUAGCACCAGUCAGGACACAGUCACAGACAGCCCAAUCUUGGCUAGCACAGGGAGAAAUGAAGGCAAGAGUGAAGGAGAUUUUUUGACAACUGAUCCAGGAUUAUGGCCAGAGAGGAUUACAGAUCGUGAACUUGAGGUGAUCGUUAGAAAGCUAGCCACUGCCAGUGAGACAGACCUGAAAACUAUUAUGCCCAAGGAUUCAGAAGGAAAGAAAUUUCCAGAGUAUCUCCAGUUUAGUAAGUCAGCAAAUGGGCAAGAGAAACAGAAGAGAGACUGGUUGACAUACAGUCCAAGCAUGGAUGCAUUAUAUUGUAUGCCAUGCAUGCUCUUUUCACAGGAUGACCUCAGAAAGACAUCAACUAGUGCACUAAACUCUAAAGAAGGGUACAAAUCAGCAGAUCUAAAAUGGCGGAGAAUGUACAACAAAUUCCCUGACCAUGAAGCAAGUAAAGCACACAAAGCAUGCUACCUUAAGUGGAAAAAUCUGAAGUAUUCUUUGAUAGAAGCAAAAGGAAUAGAUAGCAGCUUGCAAAAACAAAUACAGAUUGAAGUUGAAAGAAACAAAGCAAUUCUUGAAAGAAUAUUAGAUGUCACUUUUUUUGGCAUCAAGAAACUUACCAUUCAGAGGGACCACAGACAAUUUAGGUGAUGUUCGCAAUGGUAACUUCCUUGGCACAUUAGAGCUGUUGGCUCAUUAUGAUCCUCUACUCAGUGACCAUUUGCAAAAAGUGUCAGAGAAGAAGUCAGGUGCAACAAUGACACAUUACCUUAACCCAGAAUCACAAAAUGAAUUUAUCGAGCUCUGUGGAGAUAAGGUCUUGAAAGAAAUAUUGAAGGAAAGGGAGCACGCAAUUUAUUAUUCUGUGAUUUGUGAUGCAACUCCUGAUAUUUCUCAUAUGGAACAAAAUGUGAUUCUGUUAAGAUAUGUUGCAAACAAGGAGAACGAUCAGUGGGAGAUAAUUGAGCGUUUUUUACAGUUCAAAGCUUUCAAUGGUAAGACUGGCCGGGAAAUAUCAGAAAUGAUAUUGAAGACUUUGGAGGAACAUUCCAUUGAUAUUUCAGAUUGCAGGGGACAAGGGUUUGACAAUGGGGCAAACAUGUCCGGCAAAGUAAAAGGGGUUCAGGCUGAAAUAAAGAAAAUAAACCCUCUUGCCACAUAUUCACCCUGUGCCUCACACUCUCUGAAUCUUGUUGGUGUACAAGCAGCAGAGUCAUGUCCUGAGGUUUCCACAUUUUUUGGCUGUUUGAACCGCUUAUACAAUCUCUUUAGUGCAAGUCCCGAGCGGUGGGCAAUCCUUA
Messenger RNA from Megalobrama amblycephala (Wuchang bream), 3158 nucleotides. RefSeq names its product glutathione hydrolase 1 proenzyme-like. Lineage: Eukaryota; Metazoa; Chordata; Actinopteri; Cypriniformes; Xenocyprididae. Gene Ontology annotation, cellular component: plasma membrane. The record is from RefSeq and is a predicted model, not a curated record. The transcript has 11 exons. Bases 324 to 1565 code for a protein of 413 amino acids. Gene Ontology annotation, molecular function: glutathione gamma-glutamate hydrolase. Gene Ontology annotation, biological process: glutathione catabolic process; peptide modification; regulation of inflammatory response.